AUCUGACUGUCACGCGGAAGCUCGAAGAAGAGGCAUCCGAGCUUCCCUUCCAUACAAGAGCAACAACAGCAAGAGAGAAAAGCAUUCAAACCACCUUGGUGUAUCCUUCCUCUCAUCUCUUCCCUCCUGCUUGUUGUGCUACUGUAGCUGAUUGAGAUUGGGUUAGACUAUUUCUCUGUCAAAUCCGGAACUUCCCUUUUGCUGCUUGAUUGUCUUGUAUUCAAUCCAAGCAACAUCUCUCGAGUGAUUCGAUUCGAUUCAGUUGCAGCGACGACGUCAAGCACAAGUCAAAGCUACUAGCUAGGCUAGAGAAGAGGAAGAAAGAGACCAAGAUGAACAACGACACCAAGUACGAUAGUGACGACGAUGAUGUGGGUCCUCCUCCUGCCCACAACAAUGGGGCGCCUCUCUACGACGCCAACCCCGAACGACAAGAACGAAUCCGUCAAAUGGUCGCAGCGAGUAGUCAGAGCAACGUGAUGCAGGAUGAUCAAGUGACAGACUUUGUCUUGCGCAUGGCCGAAAAGAAUCAAAAAAUGAUGGACCAGCAGCCACAACAGCCACAACAAAAAUCACCACCGCCACCGCGUCACACCAUUAGCGACAGCAGCGAAGACAGCAACGGAUCCGAUUUGGAUGCGUCCUACAACAACCAUCGCAUCAACCAACACAGCGAACGGAUGAAUAAGAACAAACAGAAACAGCGACACAACACGCCCGACGAGUAUCCUCCCGGAGAAGCCUUUGAGGACGAGGCGGCCGAAAUUCCAUCGUACGAUCCCAAAGAAGACGAUGCCAUUUCCUACAGUCGACUCUGUUGUGUCGCCUGUGCCCUCGUGAUUGGCAUGAUUGCCACUUCUGUAUUGAUUUUGGUAUUUGUCGUCAUUGCCGAUGGAGAAGAUUCCACUCACAAGGCCCAUCACGGAGGAAAUUUUGAUGGCAUGGUUUUGCCGUUUGCGCCGUCCAAUUUGAAAGAAUUGUGUCAAUUGACCAAUCUCAAAACAUUCCAGGGCGUACUCGAUUGUCGAGAACCCUGUAUGCGAGCGGCAUGUUGUUGGGAAAAGGGAGAACGAGGACAACAACCCGUCUGUUGGGAAUCUCAUCCCCUCGAAUGUGCCCCCUACGAAUCCUGUGUCAAUUUGUUGCAAGCCGGGACCGAACAACGACCCGAUGGAACAGGGGGUCGUCCCACCAGUACCGUACCACGAGCGCCCGAUGGUGUUUCGGCAUGCCGGCCCGAAACCAUUAAUAGUGUCGAUCAAGUCUUGUUGUGCGAAAAUGCGUGUCGAGUGGGAGAAUGCUGCUGGAAAACCGGCAGUGGUUCCCAACAAAAAUGCCACACGGACCCCAACUGCGACGAUUACAAACCGUGCCAAGUGUUGAAUCAAGGAGGAUCGGCAGCGGGCUCGGGAACGGGCACGUCCGUCGUGUCCACCUCGUCCGCCGAAAAUAUCCCUGCCGCACCCAUCAAUUUGAGUGAAGUUUGUAGUCAACAAUCGGUCCAAGCGUGUGAAUCGGCAUGUGCCAAGGCGUCGUGUUGUUGGAAACUCGCGACGAACUCGUACGAAGGACCUCUCGGGGAAACCAUUACCGAGUCGGUCUUGGGAUCGUGUGCGCACGAAACGGUCUGUGAUGGAUACAAACCCUGCAAGGACAUGCCCGCCGAUGCACAAGCCAGCAGCAGUGCCACGGGUAGCACAUCGGCGGCAAGCACGAGUGCCGGCAGUAAUACCAACUUUCAAAACGUGGCCAUUCCAACCGCACCUUCGAAUUUGGCAGCUACCUGCACUGCGUCCUUGGAAGGAAGUUGUGCUACGCAGUGUUACAAGGCUCCCUGCUGUUGGCAGUUGCAGACACAUGCCUUUACGGGCCCCUUGGGGGAAAUUGUUACCGAAUCCGUGCUGGGGGCAUGCUCGCAUCGCGAGGAAUGUGCCGGAUACGAACCGUGCAAGGCAUUGCCCAAAAAGUCGCAACCCGGGGGAACUCCCGCUCCCACGGCGGCACCUGCGAACGUGGCGGAACAGCAAACCAACCUCGAAGCCGUGUGCGGUGCAUCGCUCGAGGGAGUUUGUACGGAUACCUGUAAUCAAGCACAAUGUUGCUGGAAAAUGGCCACCUCGACGUACACGGGUCCUUUGGGAGAGACCAUGACGGAAUCCGUCCAAGGAACGUGUGCUCAUUUGGCCGAGUGCAAAGCGUACGAACCGUGCAAACAACUUCCCGAGGCAUUAGCCUCUCAUGUACAUGAAAUUGUACCGGCUCCGAUGGACUUGGCAAGUACGUGUGCGGCAGCGCAGGAUGGAGUCUGCCGUAAUACCUGCAAUCAAGCCACCUGUUGCUGGAAGUUGGCCAUUACCACAAUGGAGGGACCCCACGGAUCUACCAUUACCGAAUCCGUGCUGGGUUCUUGUUCGCAUUCGCACUCCUUGGAAUGCGCAGGAUAUGAACCAUGCAAGAAAUUGCCCGAAGCCACUCAUCCACCACCGGAAACAACACCCACCGCACAUCUCAAUAUCCCGGCGGCACCGGAUAAUCUGACAGACACGUGCGAUCGCCCCACGCUUAGUAACCUGGAUAUUCAUUUGUGUAGGGAAUAUUGCAAUGCUGCUACUUGCUGUUGGAAGAAAGAAACCCAUACAUUUGAAGGAUCUUCCGGAGAAACAAUUACAGAAUCGCAACAAGGAUCGUGUGCUCAUCAAAUUGAGUGUGAAGCCUACAGGCCUUGCAGCGUCUUGGACUCCGAUGUUUACUCGCCUCAUUCACCGGCUGUCGAUCCCACCCCAGCACCGGCGCCUGUGGAAGCACCACCCACCAGCCGUCCUCCCUUCAGCAGCACUACCGAAUACACCGAAGAAGUUAUUUUCGACGUUUGUUACAAUCACGAAGGAACCAAGCUUUGCGAACAAGUCUGCGAUCCAGGCUCGUGCUGUUACAAGGCAGACGAGGACUGUGCCAACGAUGGAAGCAUCGAUUGCGGCAAAUACGAGCCCUGCAAAGUCCUGAACCAAGCCAACGGUAACGGCGUUCAGUCGGAGGUAGAAAAAGCAUGCAGCGAUUUGUCUGAUUUGGCUCCGUGUGUGCAACAGUGUUCGAAAGGAACGUGCUGCUUUACGACUGACUUUGGAAAAACAUGUGAUGUUGCGGCGCCAACCAUUGCAUGCUCGGAGUAUACUCCCUGUGAGGUUCUCUACCGCGCGUCCAGCAAUCCAUAAGUGGAUCGAAGGGCUUGGAUGGGAAGCAAAUCGGUGGCGGCUCGGGUGGGAUCUUCCAGUGUUUUCUAUGUUGCAUGAAAUUUGAUAGAAGGGGACGCAUACUCCGUAGCAUUCCUUCUAGUGCCGGCAGGAAAUUCUUAGUCAAUAACUUACAUACUAACGCUACAUACUCUCUCUGUGGACAGCUCUUC
Seminavis robusta is the source of this 3403-nucleotide messenger RNA. The record is from the annotation of a GenBank genome assembly. NCBI's taxonomy places the organism in Eukaryota, Bacillariophyta, Bacillariophyceae, Naviculales, Naviculaceae.